ACAUCUGGUGUAAGAGGCUACUCUGACAGACGCGUCCCCACUGAAGCUCAAGCCUGCUGUCGCCUCCAAAGGAACAGUCACAGAUUAAAAAUGGAGACGUUCAGCUCAAAACACAUGGCUAUGAAGGCUCAGAAAAAGAUCCUCAGUCACAUGGCCAACAAGUCCGUGAUGCAGAUGUUCAUAGAUGACACCAGCAGCGAGAUCCUGGACGAACUCUACCGGGUGUCCAAGGAGCACACGGGGAACCGCAACGAGGCCCAGAAGGUGGUGAAGAACAUGAUAAAAGUGGCGGUCAAGGUGGGGGUACUCUUCCGCCAUGAGCGGUUCAGUGCCGACGAGCUCUCCCUGGCCCAUGAGUUCAAGAAGAAGUUUCAUCAUGGAGCGAUGACAGCCAUCAGCUUUCAAGAAGUAGAGUUCACUUUUGACAAGUCGAUCAUGAUAGACAACUUGGUCAUAUGUCGGGACAUACUAUUGCAGUUGGUUGAGAAGCACCUCACACCAAAAUCCCUGGAUCGCAUCCGCCAUGUCUUCAACCACUACGCUGACCCGGAUCUACUGACCAACCUCUACGAUCACGAGGGAUCACUGUGGCCACACCUGACAAAGAUCUGUGGAGGCCUCAAUAAACUGAUCGAAGAGGGCAAGCUCUGAGCGACAGGCCCUUUGUCGAAGAACCUGACCAAUCUGACAGUUACAGCAUCACAGAUGAACAGGGAAACAGGGUGUUGGCACUUGAGUUCAAGAGCCCACUACGCUGACACCUCAGCUGAAACCAUUUCCAACGUUUAGCCUGUAUUGAUGAGCGAGAGGUAAUUCCCACUCAGAUCAGCGCAGCUAGUGUGGAGAAAUGUCAAGGCAGUGAUCAAAGUCUGACUGUGGGAAGGGUGUGUACUGUACAGAGCGAUAACAUGCAAGUAUCUUGAAAAUGCUCGUCAAAUCCAUAUGGCCACAAGUGCUGGAAUGCUGAAGCCUACCCAUUAAGAACUAACGGCCAUGACAUUCUGGAACUGCCUCUGUGAAUUUAUCAGAGUUUACUGUAAAGGACUUGUACAUUGUAGAUUGGAUUAUAAUCUGUAAGAUUACGGAGUCACUCCCUCCUUAACACAGUGUAAUGCAGUCAUGUGUGUGUCAGUUCUACUGCCACUUUCAAUACACAGUAUCCAUGUCUUCUUUCUUUUACAACCAUGCAUAAUCAGUUUUACAUUGCAAAUGCUGUUCAGCUGUUUUCAUUUAUUUAAAGUUUACCUAUCAUGUUUUUAUGUUUUGUUUAGCCCAAAAUGAUGCACUGUUUAGCUAUCUCAUAGCUCGUAAAUGAAACAUAAAUUGGUUGAUACCUGCAAUGUGAAUGACAUUUUCUCUUUAUCUAAAUCAGUGUUUCUCAAAGUGUGGUCCGGGGACCACUGGUGGUCUGCAAGCUAGCCCAAGUGGUCUGUGAGCAGAC
Molecule: messenger RNA, 1441 nt
Organism: Alosa alosa (allis shad)
Lineage: Eukaryota; Metazoa; Chordata; Actinopteri; Clupeiformes; Clupeidae
Product: tumor necrosis factor, alpha-induced protein 8-like protein 2 A
Exons: 3
Coding region: 91-651 (186 amino acids)
Biological process (GO): regulation of apoptotic process
Cellular component (GO): cytoplasm
Source: RefSeq, a predicted model, not a curated record